Molecule: messenger RNA, 3744 nt
Organism: Oncorhynchus masou masou (cherry salmon)
Lineage: Eukaryota; Metazoa; Chordata; Actinopteri; Salmoniformes; Salmonidae
Gene: hmmr
Product: hyaluronan-mediated motility receptor (RHAMM)
Exons: 20
Coding region: 99-3200 (1033 amino acids)
Cellular component (GO): membrane
Molecular function (GO): hyaluronic acid binding
Source: RefSeq, a predicted model, not a curated record
UUGAAUUUGAAUCAGUGCGUUGGAACUCUUCGUCCGUCGCUGUAACUUUUAAACUAGCUGCUAAUUUUCUAGUGAACUAUUUGGUCCAAACUUAAGCCAUGUCUUUUUCAAGAGCUCCAGUGAAACGAUUUAAUGAAAAUAUCGGCUGCGCCCCAGCACCGGGCACAUAUGAGCUGAAACCAGGAGAGGUGAAGGGACCUGCCUCUUUCCACCGGUCAGAGCGCUUCAAACUGCUCAAAGCCAGUGGUGCUCCUUUCAUCCCACCACCAUCUCCUUCUAAAGAUGUUCCUAUGUCACCUGUGGCUGUGCGUAGGACCAUGUCUGUGGAUGGCCUGGUUGAUGGUUCCAUGUCAAAGAAAGACAAGAGCGGCCAAUCGAUGCAGAUGAAACAGCAGAAACUCCUGGAGAAAGAGAUCCGGUCCCUGGUGCAGCAGCGCGGGGAGCAGGACAGGCGCCUGGUAACCCUGGAGGAGGAGCUGAGGAAGGUGGAGGCCAAGCUGUUGUCUGCGGUCAGGGAGAAGACUGGUCUGGCAGCUAACGUCACCACCCUGGAGAUACAGCUGGCUGAGCUUAAGAAGACUAACGAGUUCCUCAAGAACAAGGUUUCUGCAGACACCACUAAGAAGAGGAUCCAGUCUCUGUCUAUGGAGCUGAUGGAGGCCAGAAACAAAUUGGACGUCAAUGACAAGGAGCUGAGUUUCCUCCAGAUCAGUACAGAGGGCCAGGUGAAGUUGCUGGAGACAGACCUGGAGGCAGCCAGAGCGACACUCACCUCCCUGAGGGAGAGGAACAAGGACCUGGAGGACCUCCACCAUGACACCAAAGUCCAGAACGAGGAGCUGGAGAAUGAUAUGGAUACGCUGCACGCUGUGAUCCAGGAGCUGAGAGAGGAGGUCAAUGUUCUUCAGGGUUACCUGGACAAAGCCAACGACCACAUCCAGGAUCUGCGUAUGAAGCUUCAUGGGAAGAUGGAGAUGGUGAACAGCAUCUCUGAGUCUCAGCAGCAGAAACUGGGCCAUCUUGAGCAGAAACUUGAGCAGUGCACCGCGGAGCUCGAAAACUCUCAGAACAUUCUCCGUCAGAAGGAGGAGGAGUCAGAGAAAGGUCAGCAGGACCUGCAGGCUUCCCGUGAUGCUUUGCAGGAGACGGAGAAGCUUCUGGAGCGGCGAGAGGCGGAGCUGAUGUCCUCCCAGAAGGCAUUGGGAGAGAUGGAGGUACAGAUGCAACGGGCCAACCAGGAAGUGUCUGACUCCCAGAUUGCAGUGCGGCAGCAAGAGGCGGAGCUAGUGCGGCUGCAAGAGGUGCUGAGGAGGACAGGGGAGGAGCUGGAUGAGAAAGUAGCUCACCUGGAAGAGAAGUGCAAGGUCCUGGAGGAGGAGAGCGUUAGUAGCCAGGGGAGAGUGGAGGAGCUGAAGGCAGAACUGAGCCUCCUGCGGGAGAACAGGAGGAGUGAGGAGGUGGUGCAGGAGCAGCUGGAGCUGACACACACCUCCCUGGCUGAGGAGCUGAAGCAGGAAAAGGAGCAUGCAGCCUCCCUGGCCUCAGUGCUGGAGAGGGUGAGGGAGGAGACGGAGGAGGAAAGGAAACAGUUGGAGGAUGAGUUGGAGGAGGCUCUAGGAGUGCUGUCGGUUCUGGAGUUGCAGGAUGAGCGGAGAGGGGAGGCCCUACAGGGUCUCCAACAGGAGAAGAGCGAGUUGGAGAGAGAGCUGACUGAGACCAGAGCACUGCUAGACAGGAGGAGCAGUGACGUGCAGGUGGUACACUCUACCAUGAGGAGCCUGCAGGAGGAACACACCAUCUCCCUCAGCAAGAUAGGAGACCUGGCCACUGAACUGGAGAGCUCCAGGCAGGCCCUGAAGGGAGCAGAGGAGAGGGGUAGAGCGCUGGAGGAAGAGGUGGAGAGGGUGACGAAGCAGAUGAAAGAAGAGGUGGAGAGAGUGAAUCAGCGUAAAGAGGUGGAGGUGAAGAAAGUGAGGGAGGAGAUGGAGGGGGAGCAGGAGAAACAUCUAGCUGACCAGCAGGCUCAGGAGAAAGCAAGAGCGGAGUAUGCAAGAAUGCUGUUGGCGGCACAGACUCGUCUAGCUCAGAGAGAUGAGGAGAUGAAGAGGGCUGAGGAGGAGGUGCAGAGACAGCUGCAGGAGGAGAGGAUGGAGAAAGAGGAGGUUCAAAGGCUACUGGAGCAGGAGAAAGGAGAGAGGGAGGUGCAGAGGAGAGACUUGAAGCAAUGGAUGUCAGAGGAGGUGGGGAGGCUAGAGAGACAGGUGGAGGUGUUAGAGGAGGAGAAGCUAGCUCUUCAGUGCUUGGUAGGAGAGGUGGAAAAGGAGAAACUGAGCCUUCACAACCAGUUGGAGAAUAUGGAGGAUCAGGUAAAGAAAGAUCUGCCCUGUCUAGAGAACCACAUGGAGGUAGAGAAAGAGAGGGAUGAACUGAAAACGGUAGUGGAGAUGUUUGAAAUAGACAAACGGGGCCUUCAGGACCAGGUAGAACUAAUACACAACCGACUGAUGAAGGCAGAAGAACAGAGAGCUGGUCUCCAGAGCCAGGUAGAACUGAUGGAAGAGAAGGUUUCUCUCCAGAGCCAGGUGCACCCAGUUGUCCAGGAGAAGGUGACUCUCCAGAGCCAGGUGGAUGUGGUGGUCAAGGAGGUGGUUUCUCUCCAGAGCCAGGUGCACCCGGUGGUCAAGGAGGUGGUUUCUCUCCAGAGCCAGGUGCACCCAGUUGUCCAGGAGAAGGUGACUCUCCAGUGGGAGAUAGAUGAACAGAGAAGAGACUUCCAGAGACAGCUGGUGGCAACUCGGGACAAGAGUGAUGCAGAGACAGAACACUGGAGGAGACAGUACGAGGAGCUCUACACUAAGGUCAAGCCCUUCCAGGAGCAGCUGAAUGGGUUUGCUGCAGAACGGGACGCGCUACUGAAUGAGAAUGGGGCAAACCAGGAGGAGCUGACCCGGCUCGCGGACGCCUACGCUCGUCUGCUGGGUCACCAGAACCAGAAACAGAAGAUCAGACACGUGGUGAAGCUCAAAGAUGAGAACGUCUCCCUCAAACAGGAGCUGUCUAAGCUGCGUGCCCAGGUGUCUCGUCAGAAGGGAGGCCAGCCCCAACGCAGGGUUGACCCCAUUAAAGCCUUGAACCACCUGGACAGCAAGGAGAACGAGCAGCCUGCUGCCGCACCUCUCAGACAGGGAAACCGCUGUUGAAAGUUAAACAAUGGACAGACCCUCAUAGGAAGCACCAACUGUCCUGGGUGAACCGGACGCCUCCUGUUGAGUCAAGAGGAUGUCAUGGUCUUGCGUAAUAUUUAAUUGUCAUUUGAUACCAAAUGCUCUGAAAAGCUACUUGCUGAAUCUACAAGGGGGGUGUUUGUUUCUGCUAAAACAUAUACAGGAUUACAAAGGCCUUUCCUUCCAUCCUAUAGAGCAAUUCUGUCAGUAUCGGCAUGAAACAUGUCGUCAUUCUUUUGCUACAGCAUUCAUAUUAAGCACAAAAUGUUUUGUUUUGUUCAACAUAACAUACAGUUGUGUAUAAUGCAAAUACACUGUACAUGUUUAGCUGUAUUAAUGUACAUUUUGUUUGAUUAGACAUGAUUUCCAGAAGAUGGGAAUGUAACUUCUCUCUUUUCACUGGUUUACCUUUUUACUUCCUUCCAACAGUCUGACUCUUGUAAAUAAAGCCCCACAUGUUCUCUCUUCCUUCACACUGAGAGAAGCGGAUGAUUUGUUCUAAAUAAAUGUAGGGAGUGUG